This is a messenger RNA of Daucus carota subsp. sativus, 765 nucleotides long. Its product is annotated as putative E3 ubiquitin-protein ligase RING1a. The coding region runs from base 1 to 765 and encodes 254 amino acids. NCBI's taxonomy places the organism in Eukaryota, Viridiplantae, Streptophyta, Magnoliopsida, Apiales, Apiaceae. The transcript has 8 exons. The record is from RefSeq and is a predicted model, not a curated record.
AUGUCUUCUGAUGCAAAAAACGAUGAUGAUUAUGCACAACAUCAAAAUCAGUGUCUCGAAGAGCUGAAUCAUCAGCAACAAGAAUCAGGUUCAUUGCACAAAUCGUUACAAAACAAGCCACCUCUCUCGGAUGAUGGACAAAAAGCUGAUGAAAGUGUUGAAGAGAGUGUUAAGGGGCGGCCUCAACAGCAACAACUAGAUUUGGGUGGAAGGCUGGCUGCUCCAGGAGAUGAAGAAGAGUAUGCCUUCUGUUUUGCAUUUGUACAUUAUUGUGCACUUGCCGGACAUACGCAAGGACGUGCAAUGUCCAAUUUGUUUAGGGAUUAUAAGGAAGACAAGAACGAUCAUGGAUUGUCUGCAUCGCUUCUGCAAGAAAUGCAUCGACAAAUCUUUUCGAUUGGGGUGAGACCCGGAAGCAAUCAUGAUGAGCAUUGUGCUAGUCGCCGUUCUCUGAGAGAUGACCCAAAGUAUGAUGAACUUAUAUCAGCUUUGUAUCCAGAUAUUGAAAAGUAUGAGGAAGAGGAGACGGCUUUUCAUGAAGAGGAGAGGAUUCGCAAUGAACAGUAUUCCUUAUCUUGGGCAGCUCCAAACUUCUAUAGCUCAAACUACCCACCGACAAUCAGAGGCACGAGGAAAGAAGCGCUCAAGGGGAAAGAAGCACUAAGUGCUAGAGCCAUAGUUGGUACAUCUGCAAGGAGAUGGGAGGUGUCUCGAAGUCCUGGAAGAAACAAUGGAGCUAAUGAACAGCAUGGAUCUGGUGCCUGA